AUGAGCAAAGAAAACUCCUCCAGUUUGUUGUACAACAAGGGCAAAGCGAAUUUCCAGUAUUGUGCAGUGUUACCCGAGACCUCCGCCGAGCAAAUACCCCCAGUCUCCGACACGCUCGAAAAACCCAAGGUUGCCCUGAGGCGACACUUCAACCCCUUGAAGCACCUCAUCCAUCUGGUUGCUUUAGGAGCUACGGCGGGUGUACUGCAGCUCAUCUUCCGCAGUGUAUACUGGUCUGACGAGAACACGUGGACCACGGAGCGGAAAUGGCUAUUCCUUGGCCUGGGGCAAACGGAUGCUAUGAACUCGCUGCAGUUCGUUUCCAAGAUCCAUGAGAUUCUCAUCGUGGCUUCGCUUUCGAGUGUAGUUAUUCACGUCGCGAGACGGAAGCUCGUCGGAAAGGAUGGGAUUUUGUUCGGUCUGCUCAUGGGAGCGUAUCAGGUUGGCUCGGUCGAGUACCUCUUCAGUGGCAAAUUCGGACACCCUUUCCUGCACAGUCUGCGAUUAUUCGACAGACGAGCAUUUCUUUUCACCCUUGGCCUGGGUUUCUCUAUAGUCUAUGCUAACAUGGUCGGUCCCGCAUCUGCCAUCGCCCUCGUACCUAGCCUGGAUUGGUGGCCUCUAAAGGAUCCUUUCUCCAGCCGGCCUCUGACUUCCUACAUCUGGGUCACACCCAAUGAGUUGUAUCCAAGAGCAUUGACAUCUGAUAUGGCGAAAGAAGUGUCAUCGAGCUGCUCAACCACGAUAUUCCCCUUUGCAACCUGCCCAGGCGGCGGUGUCGACAAUCUCCUAGACUGGGUCUACGCCUGGUCCAACGAAGGUAUCACGUACGACCUCCCCAUGGAAAGCUUCCUCGGCCGAACCCUUCGAAAACUCUCCUUCGCACGCACCCUCUCCGCGUCAGGGACAGGGGUUGCCGUCGCGACAACAUUGCACUCCUCCGUCGUGAUGCUGACCGAUCUUUUCUGGGAAUACAUCAGUCAAAACGACGUCGGCGAAGUAUACAACGUCAAACGGCCCAAACUCCUCAACUCGGACUCCUCCUCAAUCUAUAACCCCAUAGUACAAGUUCAAUGCACUACCUACGACGCCUGGGACCUGCAGAACAAAAGCCAGUCCCUCAAAUUCCAGACCAAUCUACUCCACAACGCCACAGGUUCCUUGCGCAACCCCUAUGGCGAGGACAACGGCUGGAAAGUCGACGACGCCCUCUGGAAUUUCCAAUACAAGGUAAACACUAUGGACUUCCAAUGGAUUGACGUUUCCAACCUCCCCACCCGCUCCGGUGGCCCCGUGCAUUCCACCAUUGGCGCCCUUGCCACGCUCCCCAUCGUGCGGCCCAUCGGCAAGUCUGACGCCGAGGGAACACCUUUGUACGAGUCUCGCAUCGCACUGGUCCCAUGCAUGAUCGAUGCUCGCUGGGCUGCCACUCAGCUCUCGUACGAUCCCAAAAAUGGUAUGGUGGUCGAGCAUAACUUGACUACUAUCGCGUCGUUCCUAGACGCGGAUCCUUAUACUCCUGAGCACCGCGUCCAAUACGGCCUGUCUGAUACUUUGGCCAUGGACCCGGAGUGGGCCGCCCUACUCAACGGCUGGGGCUAUGCAAAUUGGACUCUCAAUUCACUCCCCUACAGCAACUUCUCCGCUGUCGCCAACCUGCUCGUUCAGUUUAUUAGUGACAGCGACCGCAACCCCCUGGAGAUGUCAACCAGUUACUCUUUCACGCCCCGUCUAGAUUACACCGAGAUGGAGUACUAUGCCAACAUCUCGAGUACAGUUGCUGGCGUGGUCAGCAUGGUUGUUGCCGAUGGGCUGGCGCGUGAACAGGCACCGGGGACUAUCACGGCGCUGAAACCGCAGCACGAGGACGAAAAUGGAGUCGAGAUGUUCGAGGCGAUCAAUUUGCAAUACCAGGCUGGUGGGGAAAAGAUGCCUGUAUACAACCAAACUGCCUCGGACGCUAGUACCAUGGUCUCGAUUAAUUAUGAUGUGCAGCGAUGGGGUUAUGGGUACGGCCUACGGUCCCAAACAAUGCUCUUCGCCGUCGUAGUGUUACUCCUCCACGUGGGGCUGUGUGUGGGCUACUCCCUGCAGGCAUUCUUCUUCUGGGUCACGAGUACGGGGUUCACGAGCCACUCGUGGAAGGACAUUGGGGAUAUUGUUGCGUUGGCACUGGUGUCGCGGGAGCCGAUCGAGUUCCGUAAUGCGGCCGCGGGGAUCAAGAAUAAUAAAAUCUGGCUUACGAAAAUGAAUGUCAGAGAGAGGGACUCGUGUGAGAUUGAGUUAGUGGUGAAUAGGAGGGCGGGGACACUGGGACUAACGGAGGGUUUGUUGGCUGUUGAUAAGAAGUAUGGGUUGUGA
Messenger RNA from Pseudomassariella vexata, 2361 nucleotides. RefSeq lists its product as uncharacterized. The record is from RefSeq and is a predicted model, not a curated record. Lineage: Eukaryota; Fungi; Ascomycota; Sordariomycetes; Amphisphaeriales; Pseudomassariaceae. The transcript has a single exon. Bases 1 to 2361 code for a protein of 786 amino acids.